This is a messenger RNA of Aspergillus mulundensis, 1761 nucleotides long. Its product is annotated as carotenoid oxygenase family protein. Gene Ontology annotation, molecular function: carotenoid dioxygenase activity. The record is from RefSeq and is a predicted model, not a curated record. Lineage: Eukaryota; Fungi; Ascomycota; Eurotiomycetes; Eurotiales; Aspergillaceae. The coding region runs from base 1 to 1761 and encodes 586 amino acids. Gene Ontology annotation, biological process: carotene catabolic process. The transcript has 2 exons.
AUGUCCGACAUCGAAGCAGCCAAUUCUACUCAUUUCAACAACUGGCCCAAUGAGCGAGGUUUCGAUGCCAACCAUGAGCAGCGAGCCCCAAUUGAGCUAUCUGUGACAGGGAGUAUCCCUUACUACGCAGCAGGAACCCUCUACCGAACAGGGCCUGGUCGAUACAAAGUCGACACGAAACACGGAAACACUUUCCAAGUCUCGCACUGGUUCGACGGCUUCAGCCAGACCCAUCGAUUCCAGCUCGUUCCUCCUGAUGACGCAGGCUCGCCCAUGCGCGUCUUCUACAACUCCCGCUUCUCAACCGAUGAUCUAAUUGAACAUGCGCGCGAGACAGGCUCCCUGGGUGACAAGUUCAGCUUUGGUGGAUUCAAAGACCGAGUCCAGGACGAGCUUCAGGAUAGGGACCCGUGCGAGGCAAUGUACCAUAAGGUCCAGACUACGUAUGAGCCGCGGACGAACAGCCCUUCAUAUAGCAAUACCGGCGUUACUCUCUCUGUCAACAUGCCCGGGUUGAAUGACCCGCCUUCGCAAUUCUCAAAUGGCAACGACUACACAGACACUAGUCGAAUCAAGACCUUAACCGCCAAAACGGACAACUCAACCUACAAACAGCUUCACCCUUCAACCCUCGAACCCUUAGGCAUAGCCUCUCAGAAGACCCUCCAUCCAGACCUAGACGGGCCUCUCUCCGCAUCACACGCAAAGUCCGAUCCCGAGACGGGCGACAUAUACAACUACAACCUCUCUUUUUCCUCGUUUGGGAUACCGACAUACCGCGUAUUCUGCGUCUCCGCGAAAACAGACGAAACGACCAUUCUGGCUACAUUCACCGCUGCACCGGCCUAUCUGCAUUCGUUCUUCUUAACGAACGACUAUGUGAUUAUCUGUGUUUGGAACUCGCACUUAUCACCUGCAGCCUUCAACCGGAAGCCGGCUUCGUAUGUAGGCGCGCUGAAGGAGUUUGAUCACAAGAUUCCGGCGGUGUGGUACGUUGUUGACCGAUAUGGACAAGGUCUCGUUGCGGUGUACGAGAGUCCGGCAUUCUUCUGCUUCCAUACCAUCAAUGCGUGGCAAAAAACGAGCAAAGUAGACGACAGCUCAACCACACAAACAGACAUUAUCGCCGAGUGCGUCACACUUGAGAACACUGAUAUCCUGUAUCAGCUCUACUACGAGUAUCUCGUCUCCUCGUCAAGCGCAGCGCAUCGCCGAUCCGAUGCACUGAGUAACGGCCACAGCGGCAAAGCCCAGAGUCGUAUUGCGCGGUUCCGGCUGCCAGCUGUCCCAACCCCCAAUGAAGUUGAAGCGAAGGAAGAGCCAAAGAUAGCCCCCCCGCUAAACGCAACCCUCCUGUCAACCAAUUGCGGGGGCCUCUCCCCCGAACUACCCACCCUCAACCCAUCCUACAUCACCCGUCCGCACCGCUAUACCUACGCAGUCAUCGACAGGGGGCUCUCGACUUUCGUCGACGGUCUAAUGAAAUUCGACUCUGUGACCUCGGAAACGAAGAUCUGGUCUGAGCACGCGCAGUCUCCCAGUGAAGCAAUCUUCGUUGCGGAUCCUGAAGGUACGAACGAGGAUGACGGCGUGCUGCUUAGUGUUGUUUUGGAUGGGAAGACCGGUAUGAGCUACUUGCUUGUGCUUGAUGCUCGCGAUUUGAAGGAGGUUGGGAGGGCAGCUGUUCAAGGCGUUGUUGGGUUCGGGUUCCAUGGCGUGCAUGUUUUCUCUGAGACUGGAGUUGGAGGGGUGGAUUUCUAG